This is a messenger RNA of Clonostachys rhizophaga, 1401 nucleotides long. NCBI's taxonomy places the organism in Eukaryota, Fungi, Ascomycota, Sordariomycetes, Hypocreales, Bionectriaceae. The record is from the annotation of a GenBank genome assembly.
AUGGGCGAGCUUGCCGACUAUCUUAACCAGCACGACAGCAACUUCCGCAAGUCACGGCUCCCUGCAUUAUACUCAGACUUCAGACCACAGCGAACACUGAACCCCGAUGGGUACCAGGCCAACAUCUCGGCAUGGAACCAAGCCCUAUCCCACCUUGCCUCGCAGGGCAUCCUCUCUAAAUACAGCACCGAAUCCAGCCCCCUGAUACUCAAGAUCGAUAACUCGAUCCUACGCCAUUUCGAGAGCAGACAGUACGGCCAGCCGCUGGCGCUGGGGACCGUCGUGCGAGAGGCGGUCGCGGCCAAGAACCUUGUCCCCCUCAACGACUUCCUCAAGGCCCAGACAAACAUAUACCAGCGCGGCUGGGGAGAGCUCCCCUGGACCGUGGUGGGGUGGACGCUGCGCCAGCUGGGCAUGGUCGAUCCUUCGAGGGGGGAGGAUACGCUGCCAACAGGCCGGUACGUGGCGAUGCAGAACCUCGAGUCGGCGGCUGCGGAGCUGAGCGAGAGGAUGGCGGGGAAGACGUCCAUCUUCGAUCGCGUCUUCACCAAGACCCAGUUCGAAGCCACAUUCGCCACGGAGCUCGUCCCCGGCCAGCGGCUGUCGGAGCAGGACAUCGACGUGCUCCUGAGGUUCCUCGCUCGGGAGAAGCAGACGGUCGAGUACGAUGGUCAGACGGUGCGCAUCAAGGGCGGCGGCGAUGGAGAUAGGAAGCUGACGGAGGAGGACGCCACCGUCGCAUCGAUCAAGGAGCUCACGGCCAAUCUCAAGCACCAGAUUUCCCUCCUCAAUACACGGGUCGAGGAGCUGGAGCAGACCGCCAGGUCUGCCGUCAUGCGCAAGCACAAGAUAUCCGCGCUCGCUGCCCUAAAAUCAAAGAAGAUCGCCGAGGCGUCUCUGGCGUCGCGGUACACCACCCUGAACCAGCUCGAGGAGGUGGCGAACAAGAUCCAGCAAGCCGCCGAUCAGGUGCAGCUCCUGAAAGUGAUGGAGUCUUCCGCCAGCGUUCUGAAGACUCUCAACGCGGCGACAGGAGGCGUUGAGAAGGUGGACAGCGUCAUGGACCGGCUGAGGGAGCAGAUGGGCACGGCAGACGAGGUGGCGGCCAUUCUUGCCGAGUCUGUCGGUGCCCCCAUCGACGAGGCCGAGAUCGACGAGGAGCUGGAGGCGCUGGAAGAGCUGGAGAAGGAGAAGGAGGCGGCGGCGAAGCGCGCCAAGGAGGAAGCGCAACGCCAGAAGGAGGAGGCCGAGGCGCUCGAGAAGCUGGAGAAGCUUCCCGAGGUGCCUGUGGCAGACGAGCCAGCGAGGGAGAAGGCACAAACGCCCACUUCAGAGACAGGCAUUGCGAACCUGUCAAUCGAGAAUCAACCAGAGAAGGAAGCAGAAUUGUUGGCCAACUAG